AAAAGCGGCAACUUUCCUCUUCUUUCUCUCAUUUCGAAAUUGAGAGGGAAGCGACUGUAGCACUCUCUGCACCCGCACUCCACAGUCGGGACGAGAGAGGGCGGCAGGCGUGAUCGCUCGCGUGCGUGCGGUGACUGCGAUGGGCUCCCGUAGAAAUCUGUCGAGCCUGGUUCACGAGCUUCGAGAACGCAUAGCCGCUUCUUCAUCGACGCCUCCCAACAGCAGCAAUGGCGGCGACGACGCCCUGGAAAUCAGGUUCCGAGCUGUUCUCCCAAAUCUCCUCCACGCCUACGUCGUUCCGUCUCCCUCCGCGAAUGAGAGAGAAGUUAUAGCUGUAUUGAAGCUCAUCUCUCACACUGCCAGAAAUUUUCCUGGGGUAUUCUACCAUGGGAAAGCAAGUGCUGUUUUACCUGUGAUUGGCCGGAUAAUUCCCUUCUUUGCAGAGCCAGCAUUACGUGGUCGACAUGGAGUAAUUUUUGAGACAGUUGGAUCUCUUUUGUCCUUGCUCCGGACUGGAGAACGAGAUGCCUACCGUCAGUUUUUUGUGGAUACGAUGGUAGCUGUUGAAGAUAUAUUGCACGUAGCAUCCCUCUGUACAGAUGAAUCAAGCAUUUCUGAAUGCACUAGAUUGGAUCUAAGGUGUUUCAGCGGGUCCUUUACUGGUAUAUUUGGCGAUCCAGCUUGCUUAUGCGAUCUUCCAGCAAGUAAUAAACCGAAUGAUGGAUAUGGCCUUUUGAUGAACCUUUCUGCUAAAAGAAGGUGGCAGUACUUUGCCACUUGGAUGGUUAAGCUUCUGAGUAAAUGCUUAACAGAGGGAACUGUAUUUGUAGAAGGUCUCCUUAGUUUGUCUUUUGUAUCUUCAGCAUGUUGUCUCUUAUGUUAUGGAGAUGGUGACUUGCAAAUGGCAUGUUUUGACUUCGCACGCAUCAUUGGAUCGGCAGUAAACUAUGAUAUAGUUCCUUAUGAGAGUCUCAUUCAGUCGAUAUCAGCAAUAUUGAGUGAGGACAAAGAUGGACUUUCUGUAUUCAGAAACAAAGUUUAUGAUGCAUCAAUUGGCAAUUGUCUUGAUGCACUCCACCCUUGUUGUCCUGAUGAUGUUGUCAGAUACACAGCUUCAGAAUUAAUUAGUGUCUUUCCCCUGUCAGUUUUCAGGACGAGGAGCCCAGAGCUUAAGGUUGCUUUAUGCAAUGCGUACGUGAGGAUUGCUAAAAUUUGCCCACCUUAUAUAUGGAGACCAGAUUAUCUUUUUCAAAUGAUUUGUUCUCCAGAACCUUGCUUUUUGUUGAUAAGAUGCCUGCAAGUAGCACUAUCAAUUCUUAGUCCUGAUCAUGUCGGAGGCCAAAUUACCAACGAAAGCUGUCCAGAUUUGUUAAUCUCAUCCGAUGAUUCUACCAAAUUUUCAAGUAUUGGAGGGAAAAGGAGAUCCUCUGAGGGUAGGCAAAGUUUUAAUGUCAAACGCCAAAAGGUUGAUCAUACAAGUGAAGCUCCUGCCUCUAAGAUCUUAUCAGAACACAAAGCGAUUCAUUUGGCUUCCUGUGAAAGUGAAAGAGGCUAUGCCUACCCCAUUCACACUUUGAUUGUUUCUUUGCUUGAUCUGUUAAAGUCGCCAGCUAUUAAACCUGGUUCUUUAGAACCGAAUGUUGCAUUAAGAGCUCUUAGCAUGCUUAGCAUUGCCUUCUAUAGGGUCCCAAAGACCAGUCUUUCACUGUCCACCUGUCGGCAGAUGAUUUCAUGGAUCCCUUGGAUAUUUGAGGAGGCGAAGCAAGGAAGAUCCAUUGUGCUUGAUAUCGCCAUCUACCUGGAAGCCAUUCACAGCAUGUUGCUUGUACAGAGCCCUAUCUUAAUGAAGAAGUUUUUGAGAGAUGAGGAAGGUAAUGCAAAUGCUCUGAUAGGAGUCCUCAAGCUUCCAUGGACACAUGCUUUUGCAGUCUCUGAUCGUAGUCCUCAAUGGAAGACAAAACUUUACUCUGUCCAAAUUCUAUCUAAGCUUGGUCAUUCCUUUGCUGCUGAAAGUGUUCUUGAAAUUCUGGAUUUAUGCCUUCAAGAUGAAGCUGAAGAUGUAGUUGUUGAAGCUAUCAUAUCUAUGCCCAUCAUUGUCCUUUCGUAUGGCCUUGCAGUAAUGUCAAGUUUGUUUGGAAGGCUGAAAGUCCUGGGGAGUUACAAUCAUGAAAAGGUCAAGAAAGUUAUUCCGUUUUCCCUUGGCUAUUUGUCGUGCCUUUAUGAGUCUGGCAAUGGCAAUGGCACUGGCUGUCCUGAUAAGAGCUUUUGUAAACUAUUUUUUGAUACGGAAGAUCAGAUACUUAGUAUGACAAUAGACCUCUUAUUACAAGGCUUCUCGUGUUUGAAGUGUGACGGACAUGGUGUUUGCCGUCAAGAACCAGAUGCCAAUGUCAUAUCUUUUCCUGAUGGACAGUGGGCUCAUGUCUGGCUGAGUGAUGAAUUCAUCCAACUGCAGUCCUUGUUUUUCGAAAUUCUCUAUGACGAGUCAUCUGAAGAGGUGCAAAUUGCUUGUGUGCACAACAUUCGACGAAUCCUUGUACAUGGGAUUCAACAUACUUCAGUUGAAACGAGAACUGAAUGGAUAGCAUGCAUUAAAUAUCUGCUCGUGUGCAGACAGAAGGGGGUAAGAGAAGCAUUCUGCUCUCAGAUUGGUUACUUCACUGAUAAAUUGAUUUUGACUCUUCUUUUCUCAGUUGAAAACACUCAAAACAGAAGCGCAGAACAAUUAUUCUUGGACAUUAUUAAUAAUGCAUUGGGAGAAGCAAUAGACCCACAGCUUUCUGAAACUCUUUUGGAGUCUAUAGCAGAAAUUAUGAUUGCUGUUGAUGUCCAGAGCAAGCUUUUCUUGUCUUCCCUAAUUUUAUUGAUCGAUCAACUAGAUAACCCUCGUGUUACUGUGCGGACGAAUGCAUCGAGAUUGAUAGGCAAGUCGUGCUAUUUCCAUAUCAAAGGAGGAGGACUUGAAGUAAUUCUUUCAAAAGUUGUUCAUGUCAGAAAUAAGGUCUAUGAUUAUCUCUCGGCAAGACUGGCGAGCCGUCCAAGAAUGGUUAGAGAGUUUGCGGAAGCUGUUUUUGGGAUCGAAGUUGAAGAUCUUCUUAAGAUGAUGAUUCCUGUUGUUCUGCCUAAGCUUGUGGUAUCUCAGGAUGACGAUGAUAAAGCACUUGACACCUUACAUGAGUUUGCUAAGUCCUUAAACAUGGAUUUGGUGCCACUGGUUGUUAAUUGGCUGCCGAAAGUGCUUGCUUUUGCUCUCUGUCAAGCAAAUGAACAGAAAUUGCUUGCUGCUCUGCAGUUUUACCAUGAGCAAACUGGUUCAGAUAGUAAAGAAAUUUUUGCUGCCGCAUUACCUGCUCUGCUGGAUGAACUUGUAUGCUUCACUGAUGGUGGUGACUCAGAUGAAACAGGCAGCAGAUUAGCAAGAGUUCCGGAGAUGGUUAAGGAGGUCGCAAGAGUUCUUACUGGAGGUGAAGAUCUUCCCCACUUUCUGAAAAAUCACUUUGUUGGCCUUCUUAACAGUGUUGAUAGAAAAUUGCUCCAUUCAGAGGAUCUUUUAUUGCAGAAACAAGCUCUAAAACGUAUUGAGAUGCUAAUCAACAUGAUGGGUUCUCAGCUUAGUACCUAUAUACCAAAACUAAUGGUGCUUAUCAUGCAUUCUAUUGGUAAAGAAUCUCUCCAAUUUGAAGGUCUCUCUGUCCUACACUUCUUUAUUAGACAGUUGGGUGAGGUAUCUCCAUCUAGCAUUGCACAUGUGAGCUCCCAAGUUUUUGCCUCUCUUAUUCCUUUUAUUGAGAGAGAUGGGAAAAAUAGUUCUAAUUAUUUCAAUAAAGUGGUGGAGAUUUUAGAAGAGCUCGUCUUAAAGAACAAAGUAAUUUUGAAGCAGCAUAUUCGUGAAUUCCCACCCUUGCCAAGUAUAUCUGCUCUAGCAGAGGUGAAUAAGACAAUACAGGAAGCCCGGGGGUCAAUGACCCUGAAGGAUCAGUUACGUGAUGUUGUCAGUGGUCUAAAUCAUGAGAAUUUGAAUGUCAGGUACAUGGGGGCAUGUGAAUUGAGCAAACUGCUGAACACAAAAAGGGAAGAUGUUGCAGCUUUAAUUACUGGCGAGGUGGCUUCAGACAUGGAUGUUUUAAGUACUCUGAUUAGAUCUUUACUCAGAGGAUGUGCAGAAGAGUCGAGAACAGUAGUAGGUCAGAAACUUAAGCUAGUCUGUGCUGAUUGCAUUGGAGCCCUGGGGGCAGUCGAUCCUGCCAAAGUUAGGGGGUUUUCAUCCCAGCGUUUUAAAAUUGAGUGCUCCGAUGAUGAUCUUAUUUUUGGGUUGAUCCACAAGCACCUGGCUAGGGCUUUCAGAGCUGCACCGGAUACGAUUAUUCAAGACUCUGCUGCUCUAGCGAUUCAGGAGUUGCUGAAGAUUGCUGGUUGUGAAGCAUCACUAGAUGAGAAUGUUGAUGCUUUUACGUCGCAGAUGCUGCAGAACAGAAGUACUUCAAAGGCGACUUAUGCUGGAAGCAAUAGCAAAAAUGGUUCUGCUGAUGUCAAUUCCAGGGGUCAGAAAUUAUGGGCUCGAUUUUCAAAUUAUGUGAAAGAGAUAAUUGCUCCUUGCCUAACCUCCAGAUUUCAGCUUCCUAAUACGAGUGAUUCUGCAUCGAGUGGUCCAAUUUAUCGCCCUUCUAUGUCAUUCAGAAGAUGGAUAUAUUACUGGAUUAAGAAGUUGACUACACAUGCUACAGGUCCACGUGCAAGCAUUUUUAAUUCUUGCAGAGGGAUUGUUCGCCAUGACAUGCAAACUGCUAUAUAUCUGCUGCCAUAUUUAGUCCUGAAUGCUGUCUGUCAUGGAACGGAGGAGGCGCGUCAUGGCAUAACAGAAGAAAUUCUCUCUGUGCUUGAGGCAGCAGCUUCGGAAAACAGUGGUGUGUUGGUUCAUGGAAUCAGUUGUGGGCAAAGUGAAGUUUGCAUUCAAGCUAUAUUUACUCUGCUCGACAAUCUUGGCCAAUGGGUUGACGAUAUUGGCCAAGAUCUAGCUCUUUCCCCCUCUUUACAAUCUUCUGCCUCAAAGCAGCACCUUUCUAAGGCAAAAGAUUCAAGUCCAAGUUUUUCCUCAGAUCUUAUCAUUCAGUGUAAAAAUGUUUCAGAGCUUUUGGCUGCAAUACCAAAGGUGACCCUUGCUAGAGCCUCCUUCAGGUGUCAGGCAUAUGCAAGGGCUUUGAUGUACUUUGAAUCUCAUGUGCGGGAAAGAACUGGUUCAUUCAAUCCUGCAGCUGAAACCAGUAACACAUUUGAAGAUGGGGAUGUUUCCUAUUUGAUGGAAAUAUAUAGCUGUCUUGAUGAGCCUGAUGGCUUAUCAGGCUUGGCAUGUUUGCGUAGAUCAUUAAGUUUGCAAGACCAGCUCCUUAUAAACAAGAAAGCGGGGAAUUGGGCUGAAGUUUUAACUUCUUGUGAACAGGCUUUGCAGAUGGAACCUACUUCAGUUCAGCGGCAUUCAGAUGUGCUCAACUGUUUAUUAAAUAUGUGUCACCUUCAGGCCAUGGUCACCCAUGUUGAUGGCUUAAUUGCUAGGAUCCCUCAAUACAAGAAAACAUGGUCCAUGCAAGGAGUGCAGGCUGCAUGGAGGCUUGGCCGGUGGGAUUUGAUGGAUGAAUAUCUUAAUGGAGCCAAUGAAGAUGGUCUACUAUGUAGCAGCUCUGAGAGUAAUGCUUCCUUUGACAUGGAUGUCGCAAAGAUUCUCCAGGCAAUGAUGAAAAAGGAUCAAUUUUUGGUUGGCGAGAAAAUUGCUUUUUCCAAACAAGCCUUGAUUGCCCCCCUGGCUGCCGCUGGCAUGGACUCUUAUGUGCGUGCUUACCCAUAUGUCGUAAAGCUUCACUUUCUACGUGAGCUAGAGGACUUCCAUGCACUACUUGUCAAUGAGUCUUUCUUAGAGAAGUCAUUUCAGGUGGGAGAUUUGGAAUUCUCAAAGCUAAUGGAGAAUUGGGAAAAUCGGCUCAAGUUUACACAAUCUUCACUCUGGGCAAGAGAACCACUUUUAGCUUUGCGGAGACUGGUUUUUCAUUCCAGUGCUCUAGGUGCUCAAGUUGGGAAUUGCUGGGUGCAAUAUGCGAAGCUCUGUCGCUUGGCCGGUCAUUAUGAGACGGCAAAUAGGGCCAUUGUAGAAGCUCAGGCUUCAGUUGCACCUAAUGUUCACAUGGAAAAGGCUAAACUUCUCUGGAGCACUAGACGCACAGAUGGUGCCAUUGCAGAACUGCAGCAAUCUCUCCUCAAUAUGCCAGUGGAGGUUGUUGGUUCUGCUGCAAUAUCGUCAAUUAGCAGCCUUUCCCUGGUUCCUCUGAACUUGCCACCUUUACCUUGUGAUACUCAGGCUCUAAAUGAAAAUCGUGAUAUUGCUAAGAGUCUGCUGCUUUAUUCUCGGUGGAUCCAUUAUACUGGGCAGAAGCAGAAAGAAGAUGUGAUCAGUCUUUACACAAGGGUGAGGGAACUGCAGCCUAAGUGGGAAAAAGGAUACUUCUAUAUGGCUAAGUAUUGCGAUGAAGUGCUAGUUGAUGCUCGUAAGCGCCAAGAAGAAAACUUUGAACCAGGUCCCAGAACAGUUUCAUCGUCUUCUGCUGUUUCAACGUCUGCAAACUUAAAUGCUGAGAAGUGUUGGUGGUCUUACCUGCCUGAUGUCCUGUUGUUUUAUGCCAAGGGGCUUCACAGAGGUCACAAGAAUCUGUUUCAAGCCCUUCCAAGGUUGUUAACCCUUUGGUUUGAUUUUGGAAGCUUUUAUCAGAAAAGUAGCUUAUCAUCCAACAAAGAUUUGAAAAGUGUCCAUGGAAAGGUUAUGAGUAUUAUGAGGGGCUGCCUGAAGGACUUGCCAACUUAUCAAUGGUUGACAGUACUGCCUCAAUUAGUUUCAAGAAUUUGCCAUCAGAAUGAAGAAAUUGUUCGACUCGUGAAACACAUAAUUACCUCUGUUCUCCGUCAGUAUCCACAGCAAGCUCUCUGGAUAAUGGCAGCAGUAUCAAAAUCUACUGUACCUUCAAGGCGGGAGGCAUCAGCAGAAAUUAUACAAGCUGCACGGAAGGGCUUUAGCCAGGGAAAUAGUGGCACCAAUCUGUUUAUCCAGUUUGCCGGUCUUAUUGACCAUCUUAUCAAGCUAUGCUUCAAUGCCGGGCAGCCAAAAGCAAGGACAAUUAACAUUGCAACUGAAUUCAGUGCCUUGAAGAGGAUGAUGCCAGUGGAUAUCAUAAUGCCAAUCCAACAGUCUCUUGCUGUUACUCUACCUACAUAUGAUCAGAAUACGAAAGGAACCCUUGCUUCAGACAUCUUUAGUUCUAUUGAUCUUCCCAUAAUAUCAGGGAUAGCUGAUGAGGCUGAGAUUCUUUCAUCUCUUCAAAGACCUAAGAAGAUUAUACUGCUGGGCAGUGAUGGCAUUGAGCGACCAUUCCUUUGCAAGCCGAAGGAUGAUCUCCGAAAAGAUGCCCGUAUGAUGGAGUUUAACGCAAUGAUAAACCGUUUGUUAUCUAAAUAUCCCGAAAGUCGUCGAAGAAAGCUUUAUAUUUGCACAUUUGCAGUGGUUCCCCUGACAGAGGACUGCGGAAUGAUAGAAUGGGUUCCCCACACCCGUGGACUUCGACAUAUACUUCAAGAUGUAUAUAUUACUUGCGGCAAAUUUGAUAGGCAGAGGACGAAUCCGCAAAUUAAACGGAUUUAUGAUCAGUGCCAGGGCAAAAUGCCAGAAGAUGAAAUGCUAAAGAACAGAAUUCUUCCCAUGUUUCCUCCGGUCUUCCAUAGAUGGUUCUUGACCACUUUCUCGGAGCCUGCUGCUUGGUUUAGGGCUCGGAUAGCAUAUGCUCACACUUCUGCUGUUUGGUCAAUGGUUGGACAUAUCGUGGGUCUUGGUGAUAGGCAUGGCGAGAACAUUCUCUUUGAUUCUACCACGGGUGACUGUGUUCAUGUUGACUUCAGUUGCUUAUUUGACAAAGGCCUGCAACUGGAAAAGCCUGAAUUGGUGCCUUUUAGAUUAACACAAAACAUGAUUGAUGGAUUGGGCAUCACUGGGUACGAGGGCAUCUUUCUGAAGGUUUGUGAAAUCACUCUUUCUGUGUUGAGGACACACAGGGAAACAUUGAUGAGUGUGCUUGAAACAUUUAUACAUGAUCCUUUGGUGGAGUGGACAAAAUCUCAUAAGUCCAGUGGCAUAGAAGUUCAAAACCCACACGCGCAGCGAGCCAUCAGUAAUAUUGAAGCAAGGCUGCAAGGAGUUGUUGUAGGUGUUGGCGCUGCCCCAUCUUUGCCUUUAGCUGUUGAAGGUCAAGCACGGCGCCUGAUUGCCGAGGCAGUUUCACUCAAGAAUCUGGGGAAAAUGUAUAUAUGGUGGAUGCCGUGGUUUUAGGAAUAACUGCUCCGAGAAAGUACUGCUAACACUGAAGCAGGUUGCUAUUAUUUCUCGAAUUUACAGCGGCUUCGGUGUGGUUGGCUUCUCCACGUGAACGCCGAUCUGGACACUACAAAAGAAACACGAUCAAGGAACAUGAACUUUCUCAACCUGAUGUCGUGGCAACUCUUUA
This is a messenger RNA of Rhodamnia argentea, 8534 nucleotides long. RefSeq names its product serine/threonine-protein kinase ATR. Gene Ontology annotation, biological process: telomere maintenance; DNA damage checkpoint signaling; protein phosphorylation. NCBI's taxonomy places the organism in Eukaryota, Viridiplantae, Streptophyta, Magnoliopsida, Myrtales, Myrtaceae. Gene Ontology annotation, cellular component: nucleus. The record is from RefSeq and is a predicted model, not a curated record. Gene Ontology annotation, molecular function: protein binding; protein serine/threonine kinase activity. The coding region runs from base 140 to 8359 and encodes 2739 amino acids. The transcript is spliced from 16 exons.